AUGGGAAAUAAAUCAAACUGCAAAUCUGGGAUACGGGGAGCAGCGGGAGCAUUGCUGGUAUAUGAAACUUUCAACCACCUGACCUCAUGGUUACAGGAUGCCCGGCAGCACUCUAGUUCCAACAUGCUUAUCAUGCUGAUUGGGAAUAAGAGUGACCUAGAGUCUCGCAGGGAUGUGAAGAGAAAAGAAGGAGAGGCCUUUGCUCGGGAGCACGGACUUACAUGUAUGGAAACUUCAGCUAAAACAGCCUGCAAUGUUGAAGAGGCCUUCAUUAACACAGCCAAAGAAAUAUAUAGGAAGAUCCAGCAGGGUUUAUUUGAUGUCCACAAUGAGGCAAAUGGCAUCAAGAUUGGGCCCAAGCAGUCAAUUUCAACAUCACUGGGACCCAGUGUCUCUCAGGGGAACUGUCGUGACAUGGGGUCCAACUCUGGCUGCUGCUGA
Otolemur garnettii (small-eared galago) is the source of this 441-nucleotide messenger RNA. RefSeq names its product ras-related protein Rab-2B-like. The transcript is spliced from 2 exons. Gene Ontology annotation, cellular component: Golgi apparatus. The record is from RefSeq and is a predicted model, not a curated record. Gene Ontology annotation, molecular function: GTPase activity; GTP binding. NCBI's taxonomy places the organism in Eukaryota, Metazoa, Chordata, Mammalia, Primates, Galagidae. Bases 1 to 441 code for a protein of 146 amino acids.